GCCGCCGUCCUUAUAGCGUUGACGAUUGCCGUUAUUUCAGCGAGCGACAACGAUGGGAACGCUAAGCUGUUGUUAUUCGGCUUGCUCUCGGCAUAGUUCUUAAACUCGUGGCCGCACGUUGUAUGAACUCGGUUGUAUUUGUAUUAUAUUUUGUUAUGUUUAUGUAGAUUUUUUAAAAUUAAGUGUUUGGUGAAGUUGUUCUUUGGGCGAGUUCCGACUUGUGUUGUUGAAUUCGUCGUCGUUGCCGCCAUCGGUGAUCCGUUCUGUAACCGUCGGGUAUGUUCAAUUUCGCCAGUAAAAUGUUGAAUACCCUGAUGGGAGACAUGGACCAGCCACAACAGCAAAACACACCAGGACCUCCGUCUGGAUUUAUGACACAGCAGCAAAGGAAUCUCAGUAACCAACAAGAUUAUAACAGGCCUAGGCAGUACGGUAUGAAUCAAACGCCAUCGUCUACAGUUGGAGGAUAUGGUAUGAACAAUCAACAACAACAGUUGAGACAAUCUCAACAACAGACUUUGACCGGGGGUGAACAUUCAAAGCCAUCUUUUUAUCAACAGCCAACGCCUCAAGUGUACAACCGGUCUCAAAAGCCAGUUCCAAUGGCUAUGGUAGCAGCAGGCAUAGAACCGGAUCCACAGAAUUUGGAUUUGAGUCAUUUAAGUUUAGAAGAAAGAGCUCUCAUUCAAAAUGUUAUGGCAAAAGCUAAAAAUAUGGAAGAACCUACAAGUAACACAAAUAAUUCAUUACAAAGGCCUGUGGAUGGACUUAGACAAGGCUACAAUAGUGGAAAUUACUCAAAUCAACAGAGUAUGUAUUAUGGUAGCAAUAGCAGCGUUGCGCAACAACAAAAACAGCAGCAGCAGCAACAACAACCACAGCAGCAAAUUCAAUAUCAAAAUCAACAGCGACAGCGGCAGCAACAAGUACAACAACAAAGUAAUAAGUAUCAAGAUGCUAGCUAUCAAGAGCAACCACGACAUGCGCAAAAGAGUACUGUGUCAUACCAACCACAACAAUAUCCCCAGAACUCUCCACAGAUUCAGAUGCAGCAAAGUAUCAGUACAUCCCCUGGGUAUUCAUCUGGGAUGACUGCUAAACGUCAACAGCAACAGCAAAAACAGCAGCAACAACAACAACACCGUAUUAGUUUUAAUGGUAAUGAACAUCUUCAAUCAUCGCCAGAGCAAUUAUCGCCUGUAUCGCCAGAUAAUGAUACUUCUACUUACUUUCAAUAUGGUAAUCAACAAUCACUAGCUGAACGAUCGGGAUCAGAUUCUAGUGACGAUGUAAGUCUGGCAGAGUGUCUUGUCAAUGAAAUAAAUUUAAAGCCGAUGCCACUAUUGGACGAAAAUGGACAAAUAUUGAUGGAUGACUCGAAUAGAAUGCAACAUCAACAGCAGCAACAACAGCAGUUAAUUCAGCAACAACUGGAGCAAAAUCAGUUAAUAGACGCUGCUCAGUUGUACUACGAUAGAAGUCUGGGUGAUGUUUACACAAUACACGAAGAUGAAGAUGAGGUGAGCAGUCCAACAGGUGCAGACGGAGUGACCAGUCUUAGGAAAAGACAAAUGGCUAAUACAUUAACCGCUAUUUCUGGUUUAAGCGGUGCCGAGUUUCAAAAAGAAAAUGAAAAACUCUCAAACUUAAAAUUUGGUCAGGAUGGCCGAGCACAGACAAAAUUAAAUGAAUCAAUAUAUGAUCAAGGACGAUCGAAAAAAGCUAAUUCAUUAAUUCAAUCUGGUGUUCUAGGUCAGAACAAUAACUACCGCAAUACGGAAAACGAAUCAUUGUCAACAGCUUAUCAAAAUUCGUAUUGCGACCGGAAUUCGACAGAGAAUACAACGUAUGAAACUGAAAAUACAGUCUUUCAAGAUGAUCUGAAAAAAACGCCCGAAUACGAACGAAUAUGUAAACUGUUAAAUCAACCGAUAAAAACUUAUCAGCCACCGCCUCCGCAACAACAGCAGCUGAAAAAACAGCAUCAGCAGCAGCUCUUAAAAGGCCAGCAUAGUGGUGUUAAUAUUAAUAGUAGUUCGCCAAAAAAAGCCAUGAUUCGCGAACAAAAAAGUUUCGAUGGCAGCUCUGUGCACAGGCAUGGCGGUGGCGGUGGCGGAAAUCGACUGACACAUUGGAACGACCAAGGCAAUUACAAUCACAAUCCGUCCAGCCAUAUGGCCGUCAACUACAACCAGUUUGUUGGCAAGCAAACAGCCUCUUUUCCUAAUGAACAAGUGGAACAGAAUUUUGGACAAAAUGUGCCUCCUGAUAAAGAUUGUGGAACAAUAAGUGGAAUGUUAGCAGACUUUAGCCGUUCAAUAGCUAUUAUGAAUGGAUCAACGAAUACACCUAUUGUUACUAGUGAUCAAUUUGAAAAUAAUAACAAAUAUAAAUUCUGCGAACCCCAAGUAUAUGAAAAUUCAUUUGAUAAAUCACAACCACAAUACCAACAACAACAAAUGUUAGUGCAACAGCAGCAACAGAGGCAACUACAGCAACAGCAAUUACAAAAACAACAGCAGCAGCAAAUACAAAACCAACAACAAUUACAUCACCAACAACAGCAACAACAACAAUUGCAGCAGCAACAAAUUCUUCAACAGCAAUCUAGUUUUGAUGGAUUAGGGUCUAACAAACCUUUAACGCAAUUACGUAGGACCCAAUCAAUAAUAAGUCAAAAUCUUCAGGAUCAACAAUAUCAAAUGUAUUCUAAUGAUGUCAGUAACAAUAUGAUGCCUAGUAUAUUUGAACCAGAAAUCGUAAAUAAUUUAUCACAACAACAUCAAACGCCGCUAAUUUUAGGAGAAAACAGGCAAAUGCAAAUGGAACAAACUUUGCAAAAUCAACCAGUUUAUCAAGCUGAUAAUUCAAUAUUUUAUGGCCCAGGGCUACAUUCAUCAAGACAAAUGAUCAAUCAACCAGUUGAUCAAAUGAUAACGCCUAGACCAAUUAAUCAACAAGUCAUGAAUAACAAUAAUCAAUUUUUAGCUGGAGGUCCUCAAAAUAAUGUAUUAUUCUCUAACGAACUUAAUAACAGGACACUGAAUAACAUGGAACAGUUUUAUAAUAAGCGAGAACAACCGCUGUUUGAUGGUCAAACGAAUCAACAAUUAAUUAGUCAACAGACAUAUCCGAAUGAAAAUAGUGAAGUUUUGUAUCAACCUUAUCAAUCCCAAUAUACAUAUCAGCAUACUGAACAAAAAUCGUCAUUCGAACAACCUAUUCAACAGCACCAGCAAUUAUUGCAACAGCAACAGAAGCUUUAUCAACUUCAACAAUUACAACAACAGCAACAGCAACAGCAGCAGCAGCAGCAACAACAACAACAACAACAACAACAACAAAUACAGCAACAACAAAAACAAAUUUUUCAAAAAGAUGUUACUCAAUUCCCGAUUGAACAUCAAANGCAGCAGCAGCAGCAACAACAACAACAACAAAUACAGCAACAACAAAAACAAAUUUUUCAAAAAGAUGUUACUCAAUUCCCGAUUGAACAUCAAAAUCAACAAGACUUCAAUAGAGAACAGAAAUUAACAGAUUCUACUGGAAUGCCAGAUAAUCAUUUAGGACAAAAUAAUGAUAAUUUAUCUAUUGAUAAAAAAAAAAGCAAUUUUAAAACAGAAAAUAUCUCAUCAAUAGGUUUAGUUGAUAAAAACGCGUCUUAUAACAAUCAGAAUGAUAUUGCGAAUACGAACAAAAUUGAAGGACAGCGAUCCGAUAAUGUUCAAUUAAAAAAUCAAAAUCCUGACGUUGACCAGAGAACUCAAAAAACUGGUAAACCGUCAGGCCUUGUCACUGAGCAGAUGGCAGGUAAUAAACAAAUCAUAUCAUCAUCUUUAGGAAAUAAUUUGUCGGCUAUAAAAUAUGCUCAGCCUACGUCUCACUUGACUCCUCAAAGUACCCCGGUCAGUACACCAAGAGGUUUAAGAGAUUUGGCGGCUUCUCCAGAUACUUUAAGUGAAACUGAUUCAAUGAAAUCGUUUAGAAGUAGACGGCGACUGCCCGACCUGCCGCCAAAUCAAGAAGCAGCGCCAAUACCAAGUGCCAAAAAAAGAGAACGAAUGAUGAAGGCAAUGAUGGAUAAGUUUCGAUCAUUUUCAUCUGUCAGGAAUGUAUCGAAUUCUGAGUGUAUGACUCUAGGCAGUAUGUCUGCUAUGAGCAAAUUUGCUGGUCGUGGGAGGCCAAGUAUGAGCGAAACAAAUUUAUCAAAAUAUCGACCUCAAAGAGAUUUUGUCAAUUACUCUAGACCAGAGUCUGCGUUAGGUUUACUGCAAGGUUCCAGUUUAGUAAGCAGUACAGGAGAACCGAUGUCAAGACACUACGGCUACCCUAAAUACUCUACUGAAGGAGACAAUGAACUAGCCGCUUGUCUACCUCCAGAUUUGAGACACCUGUUAUCGUCAACAUCACAACAGCAGAGUCAAUUGGCUAGUUGCACUAAUACACUGAGCUCAUUAGGAUUGCAUAAAAAGCCAUUUGAAAGUUAUUUGACAGAUCGAAUACAAGCAUCAAGACAGGCUGCUCUUUUUGGUGAAGAUGAUCAUAGGUCACGGGUCUUAGGAGACCGUAGCGCCUAUGAGAUUUAUCGUUCUACAAGUAACAUGCCAGAUUUGGAAAGGCGCUUUAAUUACCAAAGACAAACGGUUGGUAGACUGAGAGCACCUCGCAAUGCUUAUGCCAAACAUUUGUCCGACAUGUGUGUUUAUGGUGAUGGUCAAGAUGUUGAAAUCGGUUACAGAAACGAUUAUCCUCUAAGACCUAGAUCUCGUUCGUACGAGAGUAAUUCAGUGGAGGAAUCAGGUAGACGACACUGGGAUAACAGCUACUUAAGUUCUGUUUAUGGCGGCAAUACUGGAGUGUUACGCGAGACGGCUAUUAAUUCUGUUUUAGAUCACGAACGACGUCGAAUGCACCCAGAUCACAAAAGUUUUAGAUGGGACAUGCGUCGUUUCAGUGACGGUACAGAUUCGCGGCCAUUUGAUUACAUGAAAUAUAGACGAUCCCGAUCAUGGGAUCCUUCGCCUUAUUCUAGUGAGGACGAAGAAGAAGAGCUACAAAGAGAGGAAAAAAAAGCCAAAAUAAAGGCAGAAAUAGCCAGACGUCGGCGUCAAAUUGAAGAAAACGUGAGACUUCACGAGGAAUUGUUGCGUUUGGCUAGGAUUCGUGAAAAUGCAGAACACGAGUAUUCACCACUUUCAGGUGGAUAUGGAAGACGGCAACUGACUGACGAUGAGUGCGAGGUGUUCACUCGAGCAGCCGAAAAAAUUGCUGAGGAACGGUCUAUGGAACGUAUAGCGUCCACGUUCAGGACUGAGGAUUACACAAGGGGUCUGUACGAACGGCUGGUUGACUUCUCGCCUAUAGCUGAUUAUACUCCCCCACAUGCAAUGCCACUACUGCCGGACAUGCCAACAAGGAGUCGGAAACUUCUCGAGAACCUUGGUAGUUCACCAAUCACUGACUCGAUGAUUUUAGAAAGCGAGCAGCAGAAACAAGCCGUACCAAAAAAAGUCAACUUUCUGGACGUUGCGUGAUUAACUUAAUUUAAAUAAAAUAAAUUAUUAUUAACCAAUAUUAAUCGUUGUACAAUAUAAUAUUAAUGAAUUUUGUGGCUGUAAUUUAACUUCGAAAGAUAUUUUGAGUGGGAUUAGUUAAUUGAAAAAAUUAUCUCAAAAUAUGUUUAAAUAGUAACAUAUAGGCAAAUAAUAUUUACAUUAAUAAAAUUAUUAUAAAUUUCUCUUAAUUCACGAUAAGUUUACUUUAUGAGUAUCAUAAAUCGUUAAUGUUUGAUAAGAUUUAUUAAACUAUGUUGAUUUUUAUCAAAAUAAUUUUUUUUAUGUCUACCAAAAAAUCUCAGCUCGCAGUAAUUUAAAUGUUAAAAAAUUAAAAACAAUGUGGAAUACUGGUAUCAAGUUAUUCAUCUUAAACUUUGAAAAGUAACUAAUGUCUUAUGUAAUAAAGUAUACAUUUCAUUGAUAAGAUAAUAUUUUAAUCGUUUUUUCUUCAUUGGAAAAUAAAGGUAUUAUAAGCUUGUUGCCUUAUUAAUUUUUGAAAACUGAUUAAUAAUAUUUAUAUUUUUUUGUUAAUGUUAUUUUAUUACUUAUUCUUUGAUCGACUAGAGCUGUUAAUCUUCUCAUAAGUAUAUUUAAAAAAUAAAAUUUAUGUCAAGUUUAGUUAUAUAAUGUUUCGUCCAAAUAGUUGUUAAUGAAAUUUUUAUUUAUUGCCCAAUAUAAUAAUACUGAUACAAUAUUGGUUAAAUACGUUACAAUUCUUGUUAACUUACAAGCACACGAACAUCGAAUUAUUAAUUCAUUUUUACUAUAAGAUUUAUUGUAAAGUUGUAUAUCUAAAAAUUAUUUGGCUAAGAAUUCAUAAAAUGUUACUACUUACUAUUCCAGGUAAAAUUUGAUCACUGCCCUUUUGAAAUCUACAAUAACUGUUUAGCGUUUAAUGUUUUUAUAUUUAAUUAUAUUUAUUCUUUAAUUUAUUUUGUAUUUUAUUCCACGAGCCCAAUACACUUGACUAACAUUAUUACUUUUUUUUAACCAUUCGUAACAUUAUGAACAAUGUAAACGUACACAUUUUUUUUAAACAUAUCGUCUUUAAAAGUGAUUUAGGAUUUUCUAUCCUACCCUUGUACCAUAUCAUUUUUACACUUGAGAUUGUUGUAUAUCGAGUGUACAAACCUUAUUUUAUAUUUUUUUUUAAUGGAAUUUUUUUUUCUAAAUAAAAGUUGUUUUAUACAUUAAUUCUAUCUAUAUUUGUUGUUAUCACUUAAUUUGCAUAUCUUUUAAGCUUCUCUUGUUAGAGAACUUUGUUGAAAAUUUAUUUUUUACACGGUUAAUGUUACCACGUUUGUUGUUCAAUUGUUUUUUCAUGAAAUAACGAACUGCCAUUCAUUGUAUGUUAUAUGUGUGAAUAUAAUAUUACUAUUAUAAUUAUUAAUAUUUUUGUUGAAAAUAGUUGAAUGUUACCAUAGUCGAUCCGACAAUUAAUUGUGAAAUUUUGUCAAGAAUUUAAUAAAAUAAAAUAAAAUAUUGGAAGAAAUAAAUAACUUUGGUAUACAUUUUUUUUUUUCAAUUUAUAAGAAAUAACUAGGAUUAAUUUUUAAAAGCAGAUUGUGUAUAUUAUUACAAUUAUUAAUUUUCUUUCAAUAUUUUAUUAUUGUGUAGAAAUUUAUUAUUUACCUAGACAUGAGUAACACAUAGCUUAGAUUGUAUUUUUCAUAGAAUAACGCGCGGCGAUAGUAUUUAGAUCUGCGUAUAUUGCAAGCGAGUGCUACAAUAGAAAAUAAUAUUAAAUUACUUGGUGGAAUACUUAAAAAAAAUAUAAAAUUAAUGUACGAAAAAAACAAAUAGAAAUUGAAAAACAAAACAAUUUUGCUUUCAGGGAGAUAGAAGAAAUAGACUAACGAACUUGGACCGCACAUGUCGACGUGAUCUGAGUACUACCAGAAAAACUAGAAAAAAUACCGGUUGGGCGCUUAAUAAUUAGGCAAAGCUAUGCGCUGAGGCCAAAAGACUGAGAUUUAUUAUAAUUAAAUUUUCAGUGCUAUUAAAUGUCGAUGAGCACAAUUUUUGGUACUAUUUUAUUCCAACUUCUAAAUAGCUUUUAUAAAUUAUUUUUAUGUUUUGUUGUAUUAAUAUAAACUUUAGUAAAUUUUUUUGUCUUGUACUUAAAAAAAAAAAUAAUAAUAAAAAAAGUCUAUAGUUAAAAAUUCUUUUUUAAUUUAAGCAUAAAGUUCUUCUAUGUCACUUUGUGUGUAUAAACACG
This is a messenger RNA of Daktulosphaira vitifoliae (grape phylloxera), 7776 nucleotides long. Its product is annotated as polyhomeotic-proximal chromatin protein-like. The record is from RefSeq and is a predicted model, not a curated record. Lineage: Eukaryota; Metazoa; Arthropoda; Insecta; Hemiptera; Phylloxeridae.